This is a messenger RNA of Rotaria sp. Silwood2, 1809 nucleotides long. The record is from the annotation of a GenBank genome assembly. NCBI's taxonomy places the organism in Eukaryota, Metazoa, Rotifera, Eurotatoria, Philodinida, Philodinidae.
AUGACUAACGAAAGUCUACUCGGCAUCCCUGAAAUCAUACGAAAAUUCAAUGACUCUAGAUCAUUUAGUACACUAACGGAUAUUUAUUCAUCAUCCGUUAUUAGCCAAAAAGCCAAAAAUUCUGAUAUAUCACCAGUAGCAUGUAUUGGUUUUGCUAUGCUUAUAUUAACUACAGUAAUUGGUAAUACACUUGUACUAGCAGCACUUUUUCUCGAUAGAAGACUUCAUACACCGUCGUUUUUUCUUAUUGCUAAUAUGGCUAUUGCUGAUUUAUUACUUGGUGUAUCUGUCCUUCCGUUUUCAUCUGUACUCGAACUUCUCAAUAAUCGUUGGAUUUUCGGACAAAAUUUUUGUUCAGCAUGGCUUGCACUUGAUGUACUCUGUUGUACAGCAUCAAUUAUAGGGUUAGCUGGUGUAUCUAUUGAUCGAUAUAUUGGUGUAACACGACCAUUAAAAUAUAAUAGAAUAAUGACAAUACGACGUACGGUUUAUUUAAUAAUUAUUAUUUGGGCUGCAUCAAUUUUAACAUCAGUUGUACCAUUAUUUGGUUUAACUGAUCGAGGAACUCUAUUAAAAAAAAAUAAUUCUUCAAAUGAAGUUUCAGAAACAUGUGAAGUUAAUAAAAAUACAUUUUAUACAAUAUUUUCUUCUGCGAUAUCAUUUUAUAUACCAGUUAUUAUACUUCUUAUACUUUAUUCCCGCAUAUAUCAAGAAGCGAAAAAACAAGGAAAAAAAUUAGAGAUGGAUAGACGACGUCUCUACGAAAUUGACUAUCAAAUGGCAUCCGAAAAUCUUCGACAACAACAAAGUCAAUCUAAUGGACAUGCAACAAAAAAUCGAACUCCUUCAAAUAAAUCAGAUGAUAAUAAAAAUGAAGUGUCAUUAACACUUAUAAAUUCCGAUCAAAAUCCUGAUGAAGAAACUAGUCUCGAUCGUACUUUGACAUCAACGUAUAAAGGUUCAUUGAAAAAAAAAGAUUCAGAUCUUCAGGUAUCAAAUAAUCACGAUGAUGAUGCAUCUCAUUAUGGAUCUUUACUUGAUUCUCGUAAAAACCGAGGACGUGGUUUCCUUGAUAAAGGUCUAUUUUCAACAUUAAGACGAAACUCUGGUCUUAUUGCUUCUCAUUUUUCAAACUACAAUAAUCAAAUGUCAUCAAACGAGGAAUUAAUUAUAAUAAAAAAUAAAAUACAUAAUCUUAAAUGUGAAAAAAAAGCUUUUCGUACAGUUGGUCUUAUUCUUGGUGCUUUACUUAUAUGUUGGCUUCCAUUUUUUGUAACAUUACCUCUUAUGUCAAUACUUAAAGAUCAUGGAAUACUCAAAGAUGAAAAAAUUGCAAAUAUAUGGUUUAAAAUUACUUUUUGGCUUGGUUAUAUCAAUUCAGCACUUAAUCCAUUUGUGUAUGCUUUUUCUAAUCGUGCAAUACGUCGAGGAUUUCGUGAAGUGAUAUUUCGUCGUUUUUGUUGUUGUAUUUGUCCAAAAAAAUCAAAUCAGUGUAACGAACAAACAGUUCAUCGACGUCGCUGUAUUCGUAGUGAUUCAUUCACAGACUCAUCACAAAUAGCUUCGAAACGAAAAAAUUCAUAUUCAGUAGAUACUAUUCGGGCAAUACCAAAACCCGAAGAUAACCUUGAAACUUCAUGUUCUAAACAAGUUCAAUCUCCUAAUACGAACGGACCAGUUGUUUCAUUUGCUGAAUUUCUAUCUGACACAGAUAAUGAUGAUAUUUCAUCUCAUAAUAAUGAACAACCUAAUACAGCAUUUAUUCCAACAUCAACAGAGAAAAAUUCUAUUUUAAAUUCGAAUUCUUGA